Molecule: messenger RNA, 5874 nt
Organism: Rhinichthys klamathensis goyatoka
Lineage: Eukaryota; Metazoa; Chordata; Actinopteri; Cypriniformes; Leuciscidae
Gene: znf532
Product: zinc finger protein 532
Exons: 10
Coding region: 1780-5640 (1286 amino acids)
Source: RefSeq, a predicted model, not a curated record
UUCAAAUAUGCCUGAGCCAAUAGGAUUGAAUGUUUCUGUAUGCACAUGCAUGAAAAAACAACACGCAUACAUGAUUCGACUGCAUUCUAUCUUCAAUCUAGCCAACGCCACCAUGGGCCUUUGUUCUCUCAGCAAACGUCACUCCAGAAGAGCUUCCCUUCUCCCCUUACACCCCUCCUUCCAGUCCCGUCUCAUAUUCCCUCAUUAUUUCUCCACCUCUCCACUGCCUGUUUCUCUCGUCACUCUGUCUUUCUCCUCAAAUCUGUUUGUCUUCUUUGGCUGCAGCAGCUGGUUGCAGUCUUGAGCCAGAGUCUCAUCCCGCAUCCCCCCUCCCCCCCACGAGUGCACGCAAAGACAAAAGGCCAGGGCUGCUUGUCAGAACACUGCCCCCUUCCUCCCUGCGCUGCCGUGCAUCUGCAGAGGAGAGAGUGACCUAUAGAACAGGAACCAGCAGGCUCAUAGUGAAGAAAAAAAAAUCACACUCAUACAGAAUGGGGCCUGGCUGGACUGACGUCUUGCAUAAGCCUUUCCAGGAAGAUUCCCGGUAGUAGGGCCGAGGAGAAGCGGGAGACCGGACACGGUUGCCCAGGGCUGGAGGAUUAGGGGACGAGCAGCUGAUUUUAAUUGACAAAGAUCCGUGUUUCUCACUGGUUUUCUGGGGAAAACACGAGAGGAGGAAGCAGGGACACUGGCUAGAAGAGAGGAACAGGGACCAUGGAGAGAGUGAGGGAGAGAGAGAGAGAGGGAGAGGGGAGGCAGAGAAGGAAGUAGAAACAGUCCAGUGCUGCAGAAUGGGGUAAAAGCGAGAGGCACAAUCAAAAAGAGGUCAGGUACCGAGCCUGUUUAAAUUCUACUUGCUGUCUCUGUGUCUUGUUUUCUUCUGUCAGGAAACGGUGCUCAUCUUGUGGUUUUGGUUUACACAGUGCUUGUGGUUUUCCUUUGGAAUGUGCAUCUGCUUUUUGUCUUUUCAUUUUUCCUUCUCUCAUCCAUCCAUCCAUCCAUAUAAACCAGCUCUGAGCCUCUGGUGUGCAUGUAUUUUUCAUAAACGUCCUCCAUAGUCUGUGUUUCUCAGGCCUAGCGUUUGAUUCAGCUCGGCAACGUGAAUUGCACACGCAUUCUGAACACAAACCUCUUCGAUAAUAUUAACACACACUCUAAGCAGGAAUAUUUUGCAGGAAUAUUGAAGAUUUGAUGAAGAAACUGGCAGCUCCUGUGUCUCCUGUGUGGCUGCACUGCAGCACACACAUUAUGCAGGGUGACCGGAACCGGCUGAAACCGGUUUGAGGCAGACGAGGAUGCUAGGAAACAAUACAGUCACUGUGCUACAGGCAGAUAGCUGACUGUUUCAUGGCAGCCAAAAUGGCAAAGGGGUCUUCAGGAGUAAUACAGCCCCGAGCAGGGAUGUUAGAAAGACAGUCUUUACACACCGUGAGACGGUUAUGCACGUCAGGGUCGGGAGGCAGCCAUGAGAACUGAGCAGAUUUGGUGACCGUGGGUCACUAUGUGCUGUUAUUCAUAGUGGUCACCAUCCAGAAUGGUCUUUGGCGUGCCGUCCCGUGUCCCUCCUGGUGGAUCGUUUCUUGAUGGGCCCUGCCUAGUGCAAAAAGUGGAUUUUUUUCCCUUCUGCUGUCAGGGAGAAAGGAGGAGGAGGAGGGUGGUGAUGUUUUGUUGUGGAGGUGGUAAAAGGAAGGAAGGAAGGAAGGAAGAAGAGAAGCAAAGCAAGAUUGUGUGCUGUAGUUGUCGGAACAACGAGGGUGUUUAGCUCAUUCUUUUAAGACCAUGGGCGACAUGAAAACCCCAGACUUUGAUGAUCUACUUGCAGCCUUUGACAUUCCUGACAUGGUUGAUCCCAAGGCUGCCAUUGAGUCCGGCCAUGAUGAUCAUGAAGGACAACUCAAACACCAUGCCCACCAUGAAGAGGAUUCCCAUGUCUCGUCUGGUCCAGAUGUUGGGGUUAGUGUUAUUGUUAAGAACGUCCGGAAUUUUGAUACCACUGAACAUCACUCAACAUCUGUCGAAAAUGGACUGCACAACGGUUUCUUGCCUGUUUCACCCAACAAUAGAUACAGCGAAGAGAGUGACAAGCUUCAAAAAAGUGAAAUCCAUGGGAUGGCAGGAAAUAUCUCCACAUUCAACCAGUUUAGUCCCAUCUCUAGUGCCGAGGAGUUUGAUGAUGACGACAAGAUUGAAGUAGAUGACCCUGCCGACAAACAAAGUAAUUUACCAUUUAGACCGAACCCUCUAACCGGUCUGAGCACAAAGGCUAAAGAGCCUCGUUCUCAACUCACUAAACCAGAUGGUCCAUCUAGACCAAGAACAAAUGGAAACUACAAUCAUAUGAAAGUUGAGAAUAGUACCACUAAUGGCACAGUGGAACACUCAAACCUUUAUGACUCUCGAAAACCAAGAAAAACUGAGGAGCCCUCCAAAGAAACCUCCAGAUCCCAAGAAGCAAGUGAGCCUGGAGAACCAGUCGUUGAGUUGAGUGCGACCAACCUCUCCCAAGCCAAGGCCAAAUCAUCUGCAAAGCUCUCAUCCUGCAUCGCUGCAAUUGCAGCACUCAGUGCAAAGAAAGCUAACACAGAAGCAAUGUCUCCAGAAUCCCUUGCCACACCUCAAGACUCACCCAGAGAGGCUAAAGAGAUCCCUAAGGUUACAGAGAAAUCACCAGAGCAGGAGUCAGCUCUGGAGCUUGGCAAGAAGAUGCUCUUAAAACAACCCGAAAGUCCUUGCAGUGUUACCAGUGAAAGUAGCAGCAAAGGAUCUCCAGCAUCUCCAGCAGGAUCCAUACCAGUCAUUCCCAAAGUCCGCAUCAAAACGAUCAAGACAUCAUCAGGGCAGAUUAAGAGGACAGUUACCAGAGUCCUGCCCGAGUUUGAUCCUGAUGUCUUGAAGAAAGGUAUUGAUUCUUCAUCCAAUGUUGUCUCUUCUCUGCUGUCCACUCCAAUCUCGACUUCUGUUUUCUCAUCUCCCACCAGAACAACUUUGCCAACCAAAGUAGUAGCUACUUCUGGAGGCUCUGCCAUUGAGGUAACUAAACAAAUGACCAUCAAACCCGUGGCCACUGCCUUCUUACCCGUCUCAGCUGUCAAGACUGCAGGCUCCCAAGUAAUUAAUCUGAAACUUGCCAACAAUACAACUGUAAAAGCCACUGUCAUACCGGCGGCAUCCGUUCAGAGUGCCAGCAGUGCCAUCCUCAAAGCUGCUAAUGCCAUUCAGCAACAAACUGUCAUGGUGCCUGCUUCCAGCCUAACAAACACCAAACUUGUGCCAAAGACAGUCCACCUAACUAACUUAAAUCUCUUGCCUCAAAAUCCAUCAGCAGCUGAGCUCCACCAGGUCCUGACUAAGUCUCAACAACCCAUCAAACAAGCCAUUUUGGCCCAACAACAACAACAAAAGAAAGUGUCUCGGGUCCAGGUCCUAACUAGCUCCCAGAGCUCAGUGGUAGAGGCCUUCAAUAAGGUUUUGAGUAGCAUUAACCCUGUGCCAGUUUAUGUACCCAAUCUCAGCCCUCCAACUUCUGCCUGUAUAUCUUUACCAUCCCGUGGCUACAAGUGCCUGGAAUGCGGUGAUUCCUUUGCCCUAGAAAAAAGCCUAACUCAGCAUUAUGACCGUAGAAGUGUUCGCAUUGAGGUCACUUGCAAUCACUGCGGCAAAAACCUGGUCUUCUACAACAAGUGCAGCCUUCUGUCACAUGCUAGAGGACACAAAGACAAAGGGGUUGUCAUGCAGUGUUCACAUCUUAUCUUGAAGCCAAUUCCAGCUGACCAGAUGAUCCUAGCGCCAUCAAUAACCUCCACCGCUCCCACCUCUUCAGCUAAUCUUGGAUCCUCCAUUGUGGGAAGUCAAGGGAAGGGAAACCCAACCACAGUGAUCUCCGCACCCUCUUCAGCCCCCGUUGUUGCUGCCAUGCCACUGGAUAAGGACACCGCCAAGGUCUGCAAAUCAAAUCUGAAGUGCUUGGAGUGUAGUGAGACAUUUCAGGAAGAGUCAUCUCUUGCAAUGCACUACCAGCAGGCUCCCGAGUCAGGUGGACAGAAAACCUGCACCAUUUGCCAAAUGCUACUGCCAAACCAGUGUAGCUUUGCUUCCCAUCUGCGGAUCCAUCAGCACAAGUCUCCAUAUAUCUGCCCUGAAUGUGGAGCUAUCUGUCGGUCUGUCCAUUUUCAGUCCCAUGUGACCAAGAACUGCCUGCACUACACACGCAGAGUGGGCUAUCGCUGUGUUCACUGUAGCAUCAUCUUCGCUGACGUUGCUGCUCUCAAGUCACACAUUCAGGGGUCCCACUGUGAAAUCUUCUACAAAUGCCCAAUCUGCCCCAUGGCUUUUAAAUCGGCCCCCAGUACACAUUCCCACGCCUACACCCAGCAUCCAGGAGUUAAAAUUGGAGAGCCUAAGCUGAUCUACAAGUGUUCCAUGUGUGACACUGUUUUUACCCAGCAGACUUUGCUCUACACGCACUUUGACCAGCAUAUAUCUAAUCAGAAAGUGUCUGUCUUCAAGUGUCCAGAUUGUUCGGUGCACUACGCCCAAAAGCAGCUCAUGUUGGAUCAUAUUAAAUCCCUGCAUGGCACCUUAAAGACCAUCGAGGGCCCUCCAAACCUGGGCAUCAAUCUCCCUCUCAGCUCCAAACCUACUAAUUCCAUGAGCCUAAAUAACAACAAGGAGAGUGGCUCUAUCAACAGCCUCGAAAAGGGAGAGAAGAAGCCAACAUCCUCGACAAAGAAGAAAAGUAAUGGGACAGACCUUCCCAAAAAAGUCCCAUCGUCCACCUCCUGCCCUGGCUGGACUUGCAUGGAGUGCGACCGCUUGUUUACACAGAGAGAAGUCUUCAUCGCGCACAUGAAAAGAGAGCAUGGGAAGCAACUGAAAAAGCAUCCGUGUCGACAGUGUGAAAAGUCCUUCAGUUCCUCUCACAGUUUAUGUAGACAUAACCGAAUCAAACACAAGGGUCUACGGAAGGUCUACUCAUGUCUACACUGUCCAGAACCUAGUCGCACUUUCACCAAAAGACUGCUGCUAGAGAAACACAUUCAGUUGAUGCACGGCAUCAAAGACACAGAGGCCAAGCUUCCAGCAGAUUCCAGCAGCACAGAGGCCACCGUGGGCAGAGAGCAGUUACCCAGUCCUAAACGAAAGCACCACUCUGAAGAUGAGGAUGCCGAGAGGGAAGAGGAAGUGGAGGAGGCCGGAGGGGACGUGACUCCUGGUAAGCGGUCCAAGAGCUCAUCCUCACAACCUCUAAAGAAGCUAAAGAUCAAUGUCUUCAAAACACACAAAUGCGCCGUGUGUAGCUUCACCACCGAGGACAUCGUGAGUUUCCACGAGCACAUUCCUCAGCACAAGACCGACGUUUCGUCCUUCCAGUGCCGUGAAUGCGGCCUGUGCUACACCUCGCACCACUCCCUGUCCCGACACCUGUUCAUUGUGCACAAGUUGAAGGAAGCCCAAGGACUCGGACGCCACAACGGUCAGCAGGAGAACACGCCCAACCCAGAGGCCAACGACGGCAUCCCAGAUACUCAAUGUAAAGUAUGUUCCAAGACUUUUGAAACGGAGGGAGCCUUAAACACACACAUGCGGACACACGGAAUGGCCUUCAUUAAGUCCAAACGGCUGAGCACAGCUGAGAAGUAAGAGUGAGGCAGUGCCCCCUAGUGGAUGGAUGAUGGUUUGCAAGGAAUUAUUUGUUUGUAUGUUGUCAUAGAGAACGUCUUGUAUUCCUUCACUCUGGCCUCUUUGUAUGCUCAUUUGUUGUGCAUACGUAUACAUAUAUAUAAAUAUACAUAUAUAUAUACAAAAUGUAUAAAUCUAUACACACAGAAUGUGUGUUUAAAGAUGUGUAAUAUAUUAAAAACUGAUUUAUGUGUA